AUGAUGGGUCGGUCACAGAUGAGAUCAGAGGGCUCUCCAAUACCGAUAUUCGUCGUAGGUCACAACUGGUACGUUAUUCUUGAAGCUCUGCUUAUCGACUUGACCGUUGAGGAAACCUCUAAGGCACUCGGUUUGAGCAUUACAGUGGAGAAUUGUAGAGUGAAGCUUCGAAUUAAGUCCAGCAAUGGUGGUUUUGAGAAACAGCAAAGUAACGACGGAACCGCCAAAGACGACGGAAACGGCAGAACCGUCGAACUCCACAGAAAUGGCGGAACCGACGAAGCCGAAGAAACGGAGGCGGAACUGUCGAAGCCAACAGAAGCGGCGAUUUCAACCGAUGAAUCUCCGCCGAUAGAAGAAACGGAGGUGACAGGAGAAGCGGAAACCAAGGAAGCAAAUCCCAAUGCAGAAGAAGCCCAAACUGAGGAGAAGAUGAACUCAGAAGAAGAUGAAUCGGAAAAAGAAGAUGAAUUGGAAGAAGAAGAAGAGCACGAAGAAGAAAAAGAAGAAGAGGACAAGGAUUUGUCUGGUGACCAACUAGAGAACAAGGAUGAGGAGUAUAAUGAUGAUAAUGAUGAUAAUGAUGACAAUGAUGGCGAGGAAAAUCGACAAUCUCCACAACAGCAGGAGCAGGAAGAAAUUCCUCAACCGGAUCAAACCCCACCGGAAGAACCACUUCAACCGGAACAAACAGAAGACGCUGAAGCAAUGCCUUCAGAUGCACAUGUCUCUUCUUUUGCACCGGUCAUGGUUGAUGAUGAAUAUAUACCACUGCCACCAGAGAAGUUUUACUUUCGUCCAGAUCAGUAUAGAAAGAGUUGUAGGAUAUCAUCGAGGUGUUAUGUGAAUGAUACGGUCAAGGACAUCAAGAAAUUCCUCAGGCGUUGGAAUGGUUUUCUAGUCAUCCUCAGUUUAAGCAUAUCUUUCAUAUGCCUCUGGUACUCCAUUAAGGAGCAUGCGCUGCUGAGUGGAUUGGAUUGUCAUGACUACCCUAGCAACUAUGGGGAGCUGAAGGACAAGGAAGCCGGCGAUUUCAAGUUUGUUGAAAAGUGGUUCAAGAGAAGGACCAAUAUUACCAUAGCAGAUGUGAAGAAGAAGCUAGGGAAAGUGAAGAGCGCUGUUAACAAGAAGAAGAUGGCUGCGCUAUAUUUCUUAACCAAUGUCUUGAAAGCGAAGUCCAAAUACAAAGGAAACAUAGAGCCAUUCUUUCUCAAAGUCGUGGAUGAUUUGGACUUGUGUGAAAAAUUCCCUUGGGGCCGUUUGACCUUUGAUGAUUUGGUAGAUGAAGUUAAGAAAGUAGCGAAGAAGUUCAAGGGAGGCGUCGUCAACGAGAAGGAUUCAUGGACCUUUUCUGGAUACAUUCUUCCUAUUGAGUCGACCUUUGGAGAGACCAUUCUAAUCGUCCAGAAGAAGAAGAUAUGGUGGGAGUCUCUGUACAAGAUUGACUUGGCCGGCAGAGGUAUCACCGAGUUUGCAAAUGAAGUACCAAUGCAGGCACCUGACAACGGUGGAUCAGUUCAGGGAAUGAUGGAAACGAUGAAAGCUUUGAUCGAGGAAGCAACAAAGAAGUUGGAGGAUAAGAUGGAUGAUGUUACCUCAGAGAUUAAGGCAAUGGUUGGGGACUUAGAUGAGAGACUUGAUAUGGUUGAAUGUUAUGUCAAUGAGCAACGAACCAAGAAGGCUCAUGAUAGAAGCGGAGCAAGUAGUUUUCCUCUAGGUUCUGCUUUUGGACUCCGGCCGAGAAGAUUGUAG
Messenger RNA from Microthlaspi erraticum, 1752 nucleotides. Lineage: Eukaryota; Viridiplantae; Streptophyta; Magnoliopsida; Brassicales; Brassicaceae. The record is from the annotation of a GenBank genome assembly.